CUCCGGCUAAUUCUGCCUCGCAGUCUACAUGGAAUUAGCAGCGGCGUGUUAUCCCCGGCGGGACCGAUCAUCUCUCUGAUCACCUCCAGCACUGAUGGGCCGACAUGGCAGAGGGCAGGCGGACAGCAGCCGGUAGCCCUGUAAUUCUCCCACAUUGCCGACAUCAAAAGCCCACAGCUGUGUCAAGGGCUCGGACUGCGCAGUACGAGAAACACCUGACCGUUCCACAGUACCUGCCUCGGAUACCCUUCAGCCACACCGAUGGAGCUGUGGGCAAUACAAUGGCAGGCCCCAUCCUUGAGGAGCGACCAGAAAGCCCACCGGUUGUUGACUACUACCUUGAAGAUAAGAAAAGGGAAAACAAUAAAAAAGGCUUGUAUUUCAGAGAUGGGAGGAGAAAGGUGGAUUAUAUCUUGGUUUAUCAAAACAAAAAAGUCACACCCUUGUCGGCUGGAGCUCUUGUUCUAAAUGGCACGGCGACAAUUUCUCACAGAAGCAAGGAGCACGCUAAAGUACCGGUGGGCCAGCGAGACUUUGUGCUGGACAUUAGCAGCGCUCACGGGUCUGCGGAGGAAGAAAAGAGAGCUCGGAGAGAGGAGUUUGAAAAGAACCUCGUGGAGAGCGGACUGGAGAUAGAGAGAGACAAAGAGUCCAAGUCUCCCAGCACGGGAUAUGUCAGGAUACAUGCUCCUUGGCACGUUCUCAGUCGAGAGGCCGAGUUUCUAAAAAUAAAGGUUCAGACCAAAAAGACUUUUGAAGUAAAACCGGAGGGUGGAGUAUCAGCAAAAUUGAACCUAAUUCUGCGGAAAUUCACCAAGCCUUUGCAGCCCAGAGUUGGACAGAUAAACCACCGAAGCAAACAGCUGUCACACCCCUUCAGCCGGGACAAGAUGCAUUUGUACAACAUAACGAACAAGGAAACCUUUUUUGACAACGCAACACGAAGCCGAAUAGUUUAUGAAAUUUUAAAACGAACUUCAUGUGCAAAAGCUCCAUAUAACACGGGUAUAACGACUUUAAUAGCGAAUGGCAUCUACGAAUCUGCCUAUCCCCUUCAUGAUGGUGAUUAUGAAGGCGCUGAUCCAGAGGAGAAUGAGCGCAGGCUGCUGUACCAAGAAUGGGCGCGAUAUGGAGUGUUUUAUAAGUACCAGCCAAUUGACCUGAUAAGGAAGUAUUUUGGUGAGAAGAUUGGCUUGUACUUCGCAUGGUUGGGACUCUACACGGAGCUGCUGAUGCCAGCAUCACUGGUUGGGAUCAUAGUAUUUUUUUAUGGGUGUAUUACAAUAGACAAUGACAUACCAAGUGCGGAGAUGUGUGAUGAGCAGAACAACUUCACCAUGUGCCCACUCUGUGACAAGUCAUGCGACUACUGGCAUCUCAGCACUGCAUGUGCUACAGCACAGGCCAGCCACCUGUUCGACAACCCCGCCACCAUCUUCUUUUCCAUCUUCAUGGCACUCUGGGCGACCUUGUUCCUCGAAUGCUGGAAGCGAAGGCAGAUGAGAUUGUGCUACCAGUGGGAUUUAACUGGUCUGGAAGAAGAAGAAGAACGCAUGAAGGAGCACCCAAGACCGGAAUAUGAAACUAAACUUCUGCAGAAGAAGCAAUUAAAAGAAAAAAAGGAUCUAAAUGCUGAGAAUGAGAAGUUGACCUGGCGAGAUCGUGUUCUUGGCUACCUGGGCAAUUUUGUGUCGAUUCUGUUCAUGAUUGGCCUGACGUUUUCCGCUGUCUUUGGAGUGAUUGUGUACCGGAUCUCCAUCGCGGCGGCCAUGGCAAUGAGUACGCAUGAGGGCACGAGGUCAAACAUCCGGGUCACAGUGACCGCCACGGCUGUCAUCAUCAACCUCCUCCUGAUCCUUAUCCUGGACGAGAUCUACGGCGCCGUCGCUGAAUGGCUGACCAAAAUCGAAGUCCCCAAAACAGAAAAGAUCUUUGAAGAAAGGUUGAUUCUGAAAUCAUUCCUGUUAAAAUUUGUCAACUCUUACGCUUCUAUUUUCUAUGUGGCCUUCUUCAAAGGACGGUUUGUGGGUCGACCUGGGAGAUAUGUUUAUGUCUUUCAUAACUAUCGAAUGGAAGAGUGUGCCCCUGGAGGCUGCCUGAUCGAGCUUUGUAUCCAGCUUGGCAUUAUUAUGCUCGGAAAGCAACUUAUCCAAAACAAUAUCUUCGAAAUUGGAGUUCCGAGGAUGAAGAAAUUGUUCAGGAAAAUGAAGGAUGAAAGGGCCGAGACCAAAGUCUCGAGCCAUUCAGAUGCUACUCAGGAGCCGCAGCAAUGGGACCUGGACUAUAACUUGGAGCCUUUCACUGGCCUGACUCCAGAAUACAUGGAGAUGAUUGUCCAGUUUGGCUUUGUGACGCUCUUUGUGGCAUCCUUUCCCUUGGCACCCUUGUUCGCGCUUCUAAAUAAUGUCAUUGAGAUCCGGCUGGAUGCGAAGAAAUUUGUCGCUGAGCUUAGACGGCCAAAUGCAGAACGUGCAAAGGACAUAGGAAUUUGGUACAACAUUCUCAGUGGAAUUGGGAAAUUCUCAGUGAUCAUCAAUGCAUUUGUAAUUGCGAUCACAUCAGACUUUAUCCCACGCCUGGUUUACCAGUACAUGUACAGUGGUGAUGGCAGCAUGCAUGGCUUUGUGAAUCAUACCUUGUCAUACUUCAACAUCACUGAAUUCCAGCAGGGGACCCAACCCUAUUCAUCACAUUUCACCAACAUUAAAGUCUGCAGGUAUAAGGACUACAGAGAGCCCCCCUGGUCUGAUCAUGCGUAUGAAUAUUCUAAACAGUACUGGACUAUCCUGGCUGCUCGCCUGACCUUUGUCAUCAUCUUUCAGAACCUGGUGAUGUUUUUAAGCAACGUCCUGGACUGGUUGAUACCGGACAUUCCCAAGGACAUCAGCGUGCGCAUGAAGAGGGAGAAGACCCUGCUUGUGGACGUGUUCCUGAAAGAAGAGCGGGAGAAGGUGAACCUCAUCGAAAGCUUCUUGGUGCGGGACAGGCAGAAGCUGAGGCCCGUGGAGGUGAAGAAGCCUCGUGCAUCCAGCGUCUCCCUGGCCGACAGAAGCCAGCGUGCCACCUUGACCUCCCACAGCCUGCGACACACCGAUGUCUGACCUCCUCGGCAGGUCCACUGGACUAACCACACCUGCCCUGGACCCUCGGUGGGGUGGGUGGGGGAACAAGGGGAAGAUGGCUGCUUGACAUAAGCCGCAAACAACGAGCUUAUUACUAACCCAGAAAACCAAGGCAAUGUGAGCCACGUUGUGUACAGUGGACUGCGAAACCACGGGAGAAACAGGGUCACACUGUGAUACACAAAGAGGGCCCUUUUGUGUAGAGAGCUCACUUGCAGAGUACUGGAAGGUAUCUCUAUAAUGGGUAGCAGUCUACUCAAAGUGACUUGGGUCAGAAAGUGACCCAAGGGAGUCUUGAUAGGGUCCAGCCUGUUAGGAUUAGUUGAAAUCAGUUUUGUAUGUUUGUAAAUGUUUGUGACUAUGCGCUGUUCACCAUUAAAAUAAUGUACAUUGCUGUCUGUGCUUUUAAAGAGGAAAUUCGAAGAGAGCGUGCAGUUUACACAUGGUACUUUAGAUCAUAAACGCAGCUUAUGU
Messenger RNA from Amblyraja radiata (thorny skate), 3596 nucleotides. RefSeq names its product anoctamin-2-like. Lineage: Eukaryota; Metazoa; Chordata; Chondrichthyes; Rajiformes; Rajidae. The record is from RefSeq and is a predicted model, not a curated record. Gene Ontology annotation, cellular component: plasma membrane. Gene Ontology annotation, molecular function: intracellularly calcium-gated chloride channel activity; protein dimerization activity. The transcript is spliced from 26 exons. Gene Ontology annotation, biological process: chloride transmembrane transport. The coding region runs from base 105 to 3101 and encodes 998 amino acids.